Messenger RNA from Pelagomonas calceolata, 1143 nucleotides. The record is from the annotation of a GenBank genome assembly. Lineage: Eukaryota; Pelagophyceae; Pelagomonadales; Pelagomonadaceae.
AUGCCGAUGGCGAAACCCACGCCGGCGCCCAGUACGAUCACGCUGAGGAUCACGCACCCCGAAAAGGAGCGGUUCGAGCUCUGCGAGAUCGAGUGCGGCGCGGCGACGACGCUCGACGAGUUGAAAGACCAAAUCUGCGCGAAGACGGGGCUCCAGGCGCGCAUUUUAGUGAUGGCGAAGCGGUAUGACGCGGACGGCGACCUGGACGAGGCGCAGCGGGCCGCGCUGCGGGCCCAGGCCUACGUCAAUUGGGUGCGCGGCGGUGUGGAAAUCAAAUCCGUCGACGAACUGCGUCUGCUCGAUGGCGUGGCGAUUCCACGCCAUCGAUGCGACGUUGUUCGAUGGCGUGGAAACUUUACGCCCUCGAGCAGACGCGUCGAUGAUAGAACCACCAGCAAGACACUGGUAUAUGGCAUGCUCAUGUGAUGACAGCGCUAUAGACCCGGACACGACCUGAGACACGGCUCGCGCCACCCACUCCCUCCCAGACCUAUCUUCGCACUAUGAAGGUCAUUUCCACCCAGGUCCCGGCGGAACCGGGCGACACGCUCGGCAGCGUUGGGUAUAGGAACGGCGACCAGUGCGCCUUUACUUAUCUAGGCCCGGCCGAGGAGGACCUGCGCCCCGAGUUCCGCGCGGCCGAGGACGUGUCCGUAUCCUCUUCUGAUGAUGAAGAAGACGACUGAGGCGCCGCGCCGGCGUCCGUUGUUGUUUUCUUGGCGCCCCACGCCAUCGCCGCGACGUCGUCCCUGUGACUGCGUCUGCUCGAUGGCGUGGAGAUUCCACGCCGUCGACGCGGUGUCGUUCCCGUAACGGCAGCGGCUCGAUGGCAAGGAGCGGGAGAAGAACACAAACCGCUCUGGUCUAAUGGGAGGACUCGUGGCUUUAGCCCAGUGCCCGCGCAGUGGGGGUUCGAUUCCCUCGGGCGGUUUAUGUUUCUUCGCGCGACGCGGCGCCCGCGCGCAGGUACUCCUCGCCGCCGUGUACAUAUCCCGCGAUGAUAGCGCCCUCUCUGGCGCUGUCCUAUUUCCAUGCCCCCUGACCGGAGCCGUCAUGACGCGCGGCGACGCCCUGCAAGUCGCCGCGCCGAGGACACCCAUCCUUCGGACGGUCGCUCCCCUAUUUUAAUCAAACUAUCAUAAA